AUGGACUACGAAGAAGGUGAAAUAAUGAAUUGCUCACCUAUAUCCACUUCGACUUCGACAUUCACAACUCAUACUGCACUUAGUCCGACUUCUUCUACCGAGGUUGAGGAUAUUCUGCUGGUUUCACGAGGUUCUGACAACAGACAACCACCUUCAAAAUCAACGCAAAAGAUAUAUCCUUCGCCACUAUCCCUCCUAGUUCCUCAAUCGUCUGCACAGGGUAUGAGAGAGGGACAUAGACCAGAGGACAACAUGACAAGACGAGAUCUAUUAUCGCCUCAUCAAUCACAAGCCUACUCUGAUCACCCUUCCCUAUUGUACCCAGAUCGGACCUUCCGGCGAGUGUCUAAUACUACAUCCCGAUCAUCAUUCCCUCUGGAAGAGUUGAGAGAGAUCCUCAGCAUGCCUAUGCCAAUGGUGGAAAGAUGCAUAUCGAUAUGGGAAUUGUACGAGAGUCGAUCGGAUAUCGAUAUGGAGAUCAGUAGAAUUCAGGAGGCCCACCAUAAGCAGUUAUCGGUUAUACAAAAACGAUUCGACGAUCGAAGUUUGAAAAUUCGAGAUGAGCUUGUCAAUCUUCGUAAGAAUCUGGAAACGUCCCAGUCAAAACUUCAAAAAGAGACAGAGGAACAUCAAAACACCAAGGAAACCAAGAAUCACCUGAUGAUCAGAAUUGAUGGUUUAACCGAAGUGAUCAGAUAUUUGAAAAAGGAGAAAACCGAAGAAAAUCAGAAGAACUUGAACGUCCAUUCCGAUUUACGAGAACAGUUGAGGAUGAAAAUCAAUCAUAUCACCGAGAUGGGCCAUCAAAUCUCUCAAUUACAAACAGAUAAAAGGAUGCUGAAUGCACAGGUCCUCGGUAUCACAUUGUCGAUUGACAAUAGCCAUCAAUUGAAGAUCAACGAGUUGAAUGGUAAAUUAGAAGAAGAGAAAAAGAAAGACAAAUCGGUGUUGAAACAUCUUCAGCAGAUUGCUCAAUUAAAUAGAGAUCAACAAUUGUUGAAGAGGGAAGUGUCAAAGCUAGAAGUAAGCCUUGAGCAAGAGAAGGCUCGAGGUGAUAUAUUAGACAAAGAGCUGGAGACUUCCAAUAGAAGCAGAAUUGAAUCAGGAGAAAGGGCUGAGAAAGCGAUCUUGUCUUGCGAGGAGAUUAAGCAGGAAUUAUGCGAAGUCAAAGCUGAAUUGUGUGAACGUACCAAAAGCUUGGAAGGAAAGGAGAAACAGCUGACUGAUCUUGGUAUAACCAAAGAUCGAUUGGUAAGGGAGUUGGUACAGACACAAACAAUGGCAAACAAGCGACUAGAAGUGGAGAAAAACAAUCUCACUCAACAAUUCCAAGUGGGGAUCAACGAACUGCGAAGCCAGUUGGAGAGGUUAACGGUAGAGAAAGGGAUCAUCAAUAGUUCGUUGACAACAGUCCAGAGCCAGCUGCGAACUUGUCAAUCCAAUUUGUCAGAGCAGGAAGAGGAGAAUAGGGAGCUGAAGAUGAAGAUUCAAGAUCUGGAUAAGGAUAUUACAGAUAAGACCAAGAGGGAGAAGGAUUGGCAAGGGAAAAUGAAGAGGUUGAAGGUAUUGAAUGCCGACGUAGAGAAUCUUAAUGAAGAGGUAUCCAAUCUAAAAGGACAAUUGACUAAACAGACAAUUCCUCCGGAAAAGACAAUCCCCCUCGCUGUGCGAAAAUCACCUAGUUCUGGAUACGAUUCCAAAUCAGUCAGCAAGGAAUACAGACUUACCUCUAUCGUUUCGAACUCAAACUCGUUAUUAAGAGCUUCGUCCCCUCUCUCGAGCGCUCCUCCAUCCCCAGACCCAACUACUCCUCGAUCGAUACACAACUCGGAUUCGGCGAAGACGUUGGCUAAGGAGAGAUCAACGAUUGUAUCGGAAUUGGCGUGCGACGAUCACGAACAGCGAAGAUUGGUAGUGAUCAGUCGAUCAAAGCUUGAUGAAUUGAGAAAACAACUGCAAGCAGCGAAAUUAGAAAAUGAGAGGUCGAAGGAAAAUAAGAACUCAACAGAUGGGAAGGAUCUUGACAGUCAUGGAAUUGCGACUCCGUCCCCAAAAUCAGAGAUAUCUUCGACAUCGAGAAUUCUUCCACCGAAUCGCAAUCAUUACUGCUUCACUGAUAAGUGGUCAAAAGAGAUGAGAGAAGAACCCGAUUGGAAGAAAAGAUACAAGAUGCAGCUAAGAGAGUUGGUUGGAAUUGUGGAGGGGAAGAGGAAUGAGGUAGUUCUCAAUAUCCUCAAACGACCAAGACAAGUAGCCGAGGUCAAGACCAAGACCAACAAUUGA
Molecule: messenger RNA, 2283 nt
Organism: Kwoniella botswanensis
Lineage: Eukaryota; Fungi; Basidiomycota; Tremellomycetes; Tremellales; Cryptococcaceae
Exons: 4
Coding region: 1-2283 (760 amino acids)
Source: RefSeq, a predicted model, not a curated record